AUGACCGAGUGCUUCCUGCCUCCCACCAGCAGCCCCAGUGAACACCGUCGGGUAGAACACAGUGGGGGGCUGGCUCGUACUCCCAGCUCUGAAGAAAUCAGUCCUACAAAAUUCCCUGGAUUGUACCGCACUGGUGAGCCUUCACCACCUCAUGACAGCUUGCAUGAGCCUCCAGAUAUAGUAUCUGAUGAUGAAAAGGAGCAUGGCAAGAAGAAAGGAAAAUUCAAGAAGAAAGAAAAAAGAACGGAAGGUUACGCUGCCUUUCAGGAGGACAGUUCUGGUGAUGAAGCUGAAAGCCCUUCCAAGCUGAAGCGGUCCAAGGGAAUACAUGUCUUCAAGAAACCCAGUUUCUCCAAAAAAAAGGAAAAGGAUUUUAAAAUAAAAGAGAAACCCAAAGAUGACAAACACAAGGAGGACAAGCACAAGGAAGACAAACAUAAAGAGAAGAAGUCGAAAGACUUAACGGCAGCAGAUGUGGUGAAACAGUGGAAAGAGAAGAAGAAAAAGAAGAAGCCAAUCCAGGAGACAGAGAUCCCUCAGGUGGAGGUUCCGAGCCACAGGCCUGUGUUUGGCAUCCCUCUGUCUGAGGCGGUGGACAGGACCAUGCUGUACGACGGCAUCCGCCUGCCCGCCGUCUUCCGUGAGUGCAUCGACUAUGUCGAGAAGUAUGGCAUGAAGUGUGAAGGCAUCUACAGGGUUUCAGGAAUCAAAUCAAAAGUCGAUGAGCUCAAAGCAGCCUACGAUCGAGAGGAAUCUCCCAACCUGGAGGAAUAUGAGCCCAACACAGUAGCCAGCUUGCUGAAACAGUACCUACGAGAACUGCCCGAGAACUUGCUGACCAAAGAGCUCAUGCCCCGCUUUGAAGACGCUUGUGGAAAGAGCACAGAAGCUGAGAAAGUUCAGGAGUGCCAGAGGCUGCUGAAAGAGCUGCCAGAGUGUAACCAUCUCCUCAUUUCUUGGCUGAUUGUGCACAUGGACCACGUUAUUGCCAAGGAGCUGGAAACAAAAAUGAACAUCCAGAAUAUUUCUAUAGUGCUCAGCCCUACAGUCCAGAUCAGUAACCGUGUCCUGUAUGUACUUUUUACACACGUCCAAGAGUUCUUUGGGAAUGUGACCCUAAAGCAGGUGACAAAACCUCUUCGCUGGUCGAACAUGGCAACAAUGCCAGCGCUUCCAGAAACACAGGAGAGCAUCAAGGAAGAAAUCAGGCGACAGGAAUUCCUCCUGAAUUGUUUACACAGAGACUUGCAGGCAGGGAUAAAAGACUUAUCCAAAGAAGAGAGACUCUGGGAGGUGCAAAGAAUUUUAACAGCUCUUAAGAGGAAACUGAGAGAAGCAAAGAGACAGGAAUGUGAAACCAAGAUCGCACAGGAGAUUGCUAGCCUUUCAAAGGAGGAUGUCUCCAAAGAAGAAAUGAAUGAGAAUGAAGAAGUCAUCAACAUUCUGCUGGCACAGGAGAACGAGAUUUUAACGGAGCAGGAAGAGCUGCUGGCCAUGGAGCAGUUCCUGCGGAGACAGAUUGCCUCAGAGAAGGAGGAGAUCGACCGGCUCCGAGCAGAAAUAGCUGAAAUACAAAGUCGCCAGCAGCAUGGCCGGAGUGAAACUGAGGAGUAUUCUUCUGAGAGUGAAAGCGAGAGCGAAGAUGAGGAGGAGCUGCAGGUCAUCCUGGAAGAUCUGCAGAGACAGAAUGAGGACCUGGAGAUAAAGAACAACCACCUGAACCAAGCGAUUCACGAGGAGCGAGAGGCCAUCAUUGAGCUGCGGGUGCAGCUUCGCCUGCUGCAGCAAGCAAAAUCAGAGCAGCAGGUGCAGGAAGAAGAGGAGCCAGAAAAACGUGGGGGUGUUCCUCAGCAGCAGCAAAGAGACACUGUCCUGGAGACAAAAGCAGCCAAAGAGCAGCCGAAAGCAAGCAAGGAGCAGCAAGUCAAGCCAUCGCCAAGCAAAGACAGGAAAGAAACUCCCAUCUGAUCUAUCUCCUUAAAUAUG
This is a messenger RNA of Indicator indicator, 1986 nucleotides long. RefSeq names its product ralA binding protein 1 (gene RALBP1). Gene Ontology annotation, biological process: small GTPase-mediated signal transduction; positive regulation of GTPase activity; endocytosis. NCBI's taxonomy places the organism in Eukaryota, Metazoa, Chordata, Aves, Piciformes, Indicatoridae. Gene Ontology annotation, cellular component: membrane. Gene Ontology annotation, molecular function: small GTPase binding; GTPase activator activity. The record is from RefSeq and is a predicted model, not a curated record. The coding region runs from base 1 to 1968 and encodes 655 amino acids. The transcript is spliced from 9 exons.